Messenger RNA from Haliotis rubra (blacklip abalone), 1927 nucleotides. RefSeq names its product probable serine carboxypeptidase CPVL. Gene Ontology annotation, biological process: proteolysis. Gene Ontology annotation, molecular function: serine-type carboxypeptidase activity. The transcript is spliced from 14 exons. NCBI's taxonomy places the organism in Eukaryota, Metazoa, Mollusca, Gastropoda, Lepetellida, Haliotidae. The coding region runs from base 346 to 1746 and encodes 466 amino acids. The record is from RefSeq and is a predicted model, not a curated record.
CGGAUGAGAGGUUCAUGUAAAUAGCUGAUGGUUGAGUGAUGUAGCAGUGUGAAAGCAUACAGCUAGGUUUGUUGAGAAAAGUAGUAGAUUUUGGAAACAUCAUAUCCUUCCAACUCAUCAAUAUAUCAGUCAGUUAGACUUGGACAUACCAUCACAUAGACAACGUGAUCAGACCGAAACCAUCGUUCUCAACAAGGUCGACAUGCAUGACUGAGUAUACAAGCAAGAGGUAGAUGUUCAGGGUUUGGGAAUUGCAGUGUCAUUGUGUUGCUCCGUAGAAGCACAGUGUGGUGAUUAUUUAUUGAUAAGCUGACGGACAACUACUCUCCUCUACCCUCCCUCUUGAUGGUAGCCAUGUUAUCUCUGUUUGUACUGGUUCUGUGUGGGUCCGUCUCCAUUGGUCACAGCUUCCUCCUUGGUGGACCAACUACGUCAGUGGAUCCAGGACAACCUCUCUUCCUGUCUCCGUACAUCGCUGGAGGACACAUUCAACAAGCCCAGAAUUUGAGUCGUGUAGGCUCCCUUCAAGGCUCAUCGAUACUGAGUUACAGUGGCUACAUCACCGUCAACGCAGACUUCAACAGCAACCUGUUCUUCUGGUUCAUACCUGCACAGCAUGCUGACCCCCAUACAGCUCCUCUGUUACUGUGGCUUGAGGGCGGCCCGUGGGGCAGCUCCUUGUUUGCCUUGUUUGUACAGAACGGACCAUUUGUUGUGGACAAAGACUUGAAACUGUCACUGCGGAAGACCGACUGGUCACUCAAGUAUUCCAUGUUAUUUAUCGACAACCCUGUCGGUACAGGUUUCAGUUUCACUGACAGUGACAAAGGCUAUGCUACCACGGAGGACGAUGUUGCAAGGGACCUCUACAGUUUCCUCCUGCAGUUCUACACCAUGUUCCCUAAAUUCCAGAAGAACGAUCUGUACAUCACCGGAGAGAGUUAUGCUGGCAAGUACAUCUCUGCCAUCAGCUAUAAGAUCCACACGGAGAACCCGAAAGACAAAAUCAACAUCAACUUGAAGGGACUUUUCAUUGGAGCAGGCUUCAUUGACCCAAUAUCAAUGAUUCCUGCCUAUGCUGACUACCUGUUUAAUGUUGGCCUGUUCGAUGAGAAUGAGAAACAGUAUUUCCAAGGCCUAAUUGGAAAGGUUACAGAGCUUGUGAAAGCGAAAGAUUUCAAGAAUGCAAUGGAUAUCUUCUCAGCUGCCAUGUUGGAGAAAGGGUUCUUCUACAAUGCCACUGGAUACAUAGAUUAUGAAAAUAUUCUGGAAGUCCAGGAACCAGCAGAAAUGACCUACUUUGUGUCAUAUGUUGAUCACCCUGAAGUCCGCCGUGCGAUCCAUGUCGGAAAUUUGUCCUACACCGCCUUCAGCAUCCAAGUAGGUGAGUUCCUGUAUACCGACAUCCUGGACAGCGUGAGGCCGUGGUUUGUCACUCUGCUCAACAGUGGCAAGUACAAGGUGCUGCUGUUCAACGGACAGCUGGACAUCAUCGUGUGUCUUCCUGCCACAGAGGCCAUGCUGGACAGUAUGACCGAGUGGAAAGAUCAGGCAGCCUACAAACAGGCCACCAAACAUAUCUGGAGAGUCUCCCCGACAGACAAAGAUGUAGCAGGCUAUGUCCGUGCAGUUGGCAACUUCACUCAGGUGACUGUGCGAGAGGCGGGGCAUAUCGUCACCUUCGACCAGCCUGACUGGACGUAUGACAUGUUACAGCGAUACAUAGAGGACAGACCAUUCUACUAGAAGAUAAAAAAUAGAUCAUGUACAUCUCCUGGAACACAUGGAACAGAUGAUAGGACGUGUUACAGCGAUACAUAGAGGACAGGCCAUUCUACUAGAAGCUAAAACAUUCAUCAUGUACAUCUCCUGGCACACAUGGAACAGAUCAUAGGACGUGUUACAGCGAUACAUAGAGGACAGGCCA